GAAUCGCCAAACACAACCCAUUACUAUGUCAGCUCCUCAAUGAAGUGAUUCUUUCCCCGGAUGACGACACAUUUUCCCCUUGGGCCUGGAGCCAGGAGAAGGUCUUCAUCUGGAGAACCUGUCCCUCAAGCCUAAAAAAAACAUCUAGAUGUUUAUUCUGUCAGUAGUUCCGGCCAAGAUGUAGAAACCGGACGAAAUUUUGAUCGUCAACAUGGGGAAAAGUGAGAAGAAGGGAAAGAAGGGAACCAAGAAAAAGAAGGAGGGAAAAAAAUCUAAGGAAGAUAAGAUGACUUUUGGAGAAGCUCUUUUGGCUUAUCAAAUUCAGAUGAAGGAGAGCCGGAUAGAAGAGCUGCUGACCGAGCUGAAACAAGUGGAAGAGAAGAAUGGGAGAUAUAAGGAAAGGAACGAGCGCUUAAAAGCCGAGCAGUCCGUGCACGUAAAGGAGCUGCUGAGCGAGGCGAAAGACCAGGAGAAGGAACUGGAAAAGAAAGAAGUCGUCAACAGAGAACAAGUGGACGAGGCCAUAAAAGACAAGUGGGACUAUAUCCGCCAGAAGGAAAUUCUAUUCGAAGAGCUUCGCGGUGAGAUAAAUGGUCUGGAGCAGCAGAUCCUGUUAGCAGAAGCCGAGAAGGAUUACCGCCUGCAGUAUAAGAAUGUGGGGAGCUGGGAGCACGCCAAGCAGAUCCAUCACCUACAGGAAGAACUCCGCAACAUUAAACAGAACUUCACCGAGAUCGACGAAUAUUUUAAAAGAAGCCUGGAGAAGACCAAACAUGAGAUAGACUUAGACACAGAGAAGAAAAUGGAUCACACCAGAGAGAUGGCAACUCAGGACGCAGUGAAGCAUAUGGAUGAGGAGAGUCGGAAGGAGAUCAAAGAGAAGGAAUGGUUAAUGAAAGAGGUGGAUAUCUACAGAAAAGACAUCCACGAUCUAGAGGCGUCCGUCUGCAAAACAGAGCGAGAAAAUCUGCAAUUAAUAAAUCAUCUUUUUGAUUCCCGACUUCAGGAUCUAAAAAUAUCGAGGAACACGUUCUUGACUCAGAUGGCCGGCCUGGACCUCCCAGCAGAUGGAUCACUAGAAGACUUUGCAAACUUAGACCUGGACACAACCUCAGGUGAAGAUCAAGGACAUCGGAAGACGCUCACAGCUGAGGGGGGAGACAUCAUUUAUGAGACAGAUUCCUCCACAGCUCUCGAUCUGAGCCAUCUGCUACUCGAGGAGGAGAUGGGCUUCAAGGAGCAUGUACAUCUGGGUCCCCUGGAGCGGAAACUGUUAAGUGUUAUGGGACAAACCAAACCUAUACACAAGCAGAAUGCCGAGCCCAAGCUUUCAGAACAGUCCAGCGGCAGCAAACAGAGACUACAAUGGCCGCUGACACAGAGGAUGAUUAAAUCGGCCUUCCCGUAAUCAGCCAUAUGCAGGACUUCAUAAUAAAUAAUACCGCCAUCAUUCAUCAGACACAAGGAUACGAUGCAUUACAGCCAGGAUGACGGGCGCUGGGACAAUCACAGGAAGGUCUAUUAAAUCAACCCCCCAUUCCAACAUUGACGCCUGUACCAUGACUGUUUCCUGAGAUAGCCAUUGUCUGACGGCCUCCACAGAGUAAGCAUUUACCAGAUCACAUGACCCAUGUUGUAUUGGUAUUAGACACAUUUACAGAAUGCAUGGUUAUUUCAUCCAUUGCUGCUCCGUGUAGUAUAUAAUGCAGAAGGGAGCAACCACCUACCUUCCUGUCUAGGUGAUCAUCACAUGAGAUGUUGUGCAAUAAAAGCUCCUCCAUCUUUGUUUUUGGUGUGUGUCUAGGCACCAAGAAUACUUACAGCGGGUAGUUUUUUAGUU
Messenger RNA from Hyla sarda, 1840 nucleotides. It is a transcript of the gene CCDC83, whose product is annotated as coiled-coil domain containing 83. The coding region runs from base 212 to 1408 and encodes 398 amino acids. NCBI's taxonomy places the organism in Eukaryota, Metazoa, Chordata, Amphibia, Anura, Hylidae. The transcript is spliced from 11 exons. The record is from RefSeq and is a predicted model, not a curated record.